This is a messenger RNA of Penicillium olsonii, 1116 nucleotides long. NCBI's taxonomy places the organism in Eukaryota, Fungi, Ascomycota, Eurotiomycetes, Eurotiales, Aspergillaceae. The record is from the annotation of a GenBank genome assembly.
AUGGACAAACCCGCCGUGCUGAUUGUGGGUGGUCUCGGCUUCAUUGGUCGACACCUCGCCCUAUAUAUCCACGAAAACAACCUAGCCUCCGAAGUCCGCUUGGUCGACAAGGUCCUACCCCAACUCGCCUGGCUGGCGCCAGAGUUUGCAGAGGCAUGCUCCAAGGAGAAGUUCGUUCAGGCCGAUGCCAGCCGUGAACAACACUUCCCGCGCAUCUUCGACCGAGCCAAUGGCCAACAAUUCGACUACGUCUUCAACUGUGGCGGCGAAACCCGUCACUCCCAACCCGACGACGUCUACGAAGCCCGCAGCUGUCGUUUAACAGUCGCCCUCGGCAAGGAAAUCGCCCGUCGCCGGAUCCCCGCUUUCAUCGAAACCUCCACCGCCCACGUCUACAAGGGCGGUUCCUCCCCGCGAAAGGAAGACGACAAGCUUGCCCCCUGGCACAAACUCGCCGACUGGAAACUAAAGGCCGCCGAGGAACUCCGCAAAAUCCCCGAUUUGCAAUACUGCGCCCUCCGCUUGCCCCACGUCUACGGUGCCUAUGAUCCCGGCUACUUCGCCACCGGUAUCUGCCUCUCGGCCGUCCAUGUCGAUCUCCAACAGGAUCUCGUCCUCCUGCACACCAAGGACCUGAAGAUCAAUACCCUCCACGUCAAGGAUGCCGCCAGUGCACUCUUCGAGUCCGCCAAGUGGCGCGCCGCGGCCGGUUACAUUGACAUGUCCAAAGGCACCAUCGCGUUCAAUGUGGUCGAUCACAACGACACACGCCAGGAACACGUCGCCAAUGCGCUGACCGAGGUCUUCGGCCUCAAGGUCACCUUCAUCGGCUCGCUUGCUUCUCAGCUCGCCAAGCUCAACCUGGACGAUGUGGUUGAUGACAUGAACGAAAUCAGUCUGCAAACUUGGGCGGAACUCGUUGAGAAGGCCGGUAUCACGCGACCUGGCCCCAUCAGCCCCUUCCUUGAGCGCGACGUGCUCAAGGACCAGGACAUGUCGAUUGAUGGAUCGAAGUUCGAGCGCGAAACGGGCUGGAAACCUAAAUACCCUCACUUUGGCGCGGACAGCAUUCGCGAAAUCGUGGACAGUUAUAAGCGGAUGGGCUGGUGGCCGUGA